Messenger RNA from Drosophila innubila, 786 nucleotides. RefSeq names its product titin-like. The transcript is spliced from 2 exons. NCBI's taxonomy places the organism in Eukaryota, Metazoa, Arthropoda, Insecta, Diptera, Drosophilidae. The record is from RefSeq and is a predicted model, not a curated record. Bases 1 to 786 code for a protein of 261 amino acids.
AUGAGUAGCACCGCCCGAAAACCUACCUGGCUGCCGUUCCACCCACGCCGGAGGACACCGAAGCUGCCAGAAAUCGAGUUGGCCAGCCAUACCGAUGUCCUGGAGCUGUCGACGUCACCCAUUGCAGACAAGGCGGUGGCGGCCGAGCUGACGCCCCCGGCAGCGGCGUCGCCCUGCCUUGCCGCACAGGUGUUCCGGUGGCCACUAAAAGAGGAGAAGGUAGCAGUGCCGGUACCCGCUCUAGCCCCCACGGUGCUGGAAGUAUCGUCCGACUCGGAGGGGGAGGAGGGCACUCCAGCACCCGCUGCACCGGCGCCGAAACGAGCCAGGAUGGAGCAGCCGACCUGCCCACCGGCGACCCCAAGGUAUGUGCCCCGCACUCCCGGUAGGUCGUUGGGUCUGGACGCAGGGUCGGCCAUGGCGAUACAACAAAGACACCAGCACCCUGAGGGAACACCGGCGUCACCAUCACCGGAGGUAGAGGAGACGUGUGUUCAGGAGACACCCGAACCCCCACCAGCGCCGCCCCAGACAAACACGCGAGCAGAAAUCCUGUUACCCUACAGCGGCCCAGAUAUGGGGGAUUCAUCCUUGCUGUCGCAGGAUCUACACCCGGCAAUCCUCGCGGUCGCAGGACUUGUUCCCGAUACCCUUGCAUUAGCCUGGUCCCAGUACGAGAGACGAAUCGAGCUUCAACAAGGGUUGAAACCAGCGAUACCCGGCGACAGACGAACCCUCAUCGGAGACCAAGGACAUCGACCAGAGACCCGAGAAUAUCAUCAUUAA